Molecule: messenger RNA, 879 nt
Organism: Iphiclides podalirius (scarce swallowtail)
Lineage: Eukaryota; Metazoa; Arthropoda; Insecta; Lepidoptera; Papilionidae
Source: the annotation of a GenBank genome assembly
AUGAGACAUCUGAUAGAUACUUUUAAUGAAUCGGUUUCAUCAAUAUUGGAAAGAAAAGUAAGAGGUUGGCUCAGUGGAGUCAUUGAAGAUAUGAGACGCAGUAGCCCAGUACAGCAGUGGCUAGAUUCUCUACCCGCAGACUCAGAAAUUGCAGAAAAACCUACAGAAGAGCAAACAAAAAAUACCCAAUCUGAUGAAAACAAAGCUGAGGAGAGCAUAACUGAUAACACUGUUGUUGAGGCAAAUAAUACAAACCUCAAUGAAGACAAGAGUUUAGAUGUCCCUUCUCAACAAGAAAUAUGGAAAAGAAAAUCUUUGGACAGUGGAAUGUUAACAAGUACACCAAAUAACAGAAGUAUUAAAAAGAAACUACAAAGAGAUCACUCAAUUCAGUCAGAUGGAUGUUCACCUAGGUUUAAAAAUCCACUUCUUAGAGACCAUUCUCUUCAGUCUGAUGCAAGUGGAUCAAGUAGUAGUUCCGUUUUAAAUGUCCUUGGAGCCAGGAAAGUUGAUGCAGAAUCAGUACUUUUGGCAUUGGGUUUUGGACCAAGUGAAAAGCAGCAAAAAUUACAAAGAAUACCAGAUAGAUUUUUAGUGCCUUCUAAGAUGAAGGGAAUAAGCACGGAGCAAUUUAUAAAGGAUGAGCAACUUUCUAUGCGUAUGCAUGAUUGUGGUAUAUUUGGAUACAGGGGCCUUACAGGGAAUCCCCAUGUUCCACCAUCGACAAUUGUAGCUAAGAUUAUGGAGUGUAUACUGCAAGAUAAUGUUUGUCGAGAGGAGGCUCUGAUGAAGACGCGGCACUCCAUAGCUGAUAUGCGCAGCCCCGCAGCCAUCCACGCGCAUCUAGCACGGGCCGCCUUAAGCAGACAGACAACAAAG